Molecule: messenger RNA, 1675 nt
Organism: Hermetia illucens (black soldier fly)
Lineage: Eukaryota; Metazoa; Arthropoda; Insecta; Diptera; Stratiomyidae
Product: arrestin domain-containing protein 4-like
Exons: 5
Coding region: 395-1618 (407 amino acids)
Biological process (GO): protein transport
Cellular component (GO): cytoplasm
Source: RefSeq, a predicted model, not a curated record
UAAGUCUGUGAACUUGGAGUGAGUGAAUGUCUACGCAACCGGUAUACUCGUAUACCUCCCAUUUUUAAUCUGAAAGAUACUCUUUUUAACUGGUGAAUAUCUUUAGUAAUUGCUUCUGAACUAAUAUUUUCCUCUUGAACGUAUCAACCCUCCUGAGUGCAACCCCCCGAUAAUGUCAAAAAAAGAUGGAUUCACGCCGAAAUUUCGUAGAUGCUAGCUUGGUGCUGUGACUAUGUUUUCGAUAAGAUAAUAGAAUGUUGUGUAAUUUGGAUUUCGGUGCUAAGUUCGCGGUUUAAACCAAGAUCGACGCCACGCAAAGCAGUAGUGUUUGUUUUGACUCGGAGUGUCCCACACGGUUUUGGUGCUGCACGAUCCAGCGGUCCGACUAGCCAACAUGAAACCUGUUGUCAACAUCAUAUUCGAUGAGAAUGCCCAUGGGGUCUACUAUAGUGGCCAGGUUGUCUCUGGGAAGAUUGAAGUGAUCUUCUCGCAUUCCAAAAAAGUUCGCGGUAUUAUUCUGAACAUCAUCGGACUAGCUUCGGCACAAUGGGUCAUGAGGGCAUUUGCUGGGAGAAGUCGGAGGAGACGACGAUUUACAGGCAAAGAAAUAUACCUUUCAUCUAGCCAAUAUAUUUACGGUUCAAGCCAUGCACCUCCAGCCGUCAUCCAGCCUGGGUCAUACACCUACAACUUUUCUUGUCAACUGCCCUACGAGGUGCCUUCUUCAUUCGAGAGCCCUUACGGUCAUAUCCGGUAUUCAGUCAAGGUGGUCUUGGAUAGACCCAAACGGUUUGAUGAUAGUUUCACGAAGAAUUUCACCGUUCUGAAAGCGCUGGACUUGAAUUAUGAACCACCAGCAAUAAGAGUGGUAACUGAAGCGCACAUGUCGAAAGCCUUCUGGGGUGGUUUAAGUACAAAUCCACUAAAAUUGAAAGCUUCCAUACCACAAGCAGGUUUUGUCCCAGGGCAGACUAUACCAAUUCACGCUGAUAUUGACAAUACCAGCAACAUUCCUGUCUCAAGAGUAUAUUUUUGUAUUAAUCAAAUAAUUCAUUACUCUGCGGAUCUACCGUAUCCCAGUACGAAGACCCAUGUGUCACGUGUAGCAAGUGCAAAGGUAGUCGAAGUGAUUGGGCCGAAGGAUUCGGCACAAUUUGAUCAAAAUCUAGUUGUACCACCUAUUGCGCCAACUAGUCCGCCUUACGCUAGAGUUGUAAAGGUUUCAUACGAAAUAAAGGUUGAAGCUGUUGUUGCGGGAUUGCAUAGAAACCCAGUAGUAACUAUUCCGAUAAUUUUGGGAACAGUGCCACUGAUUGGAGCUUCCCCAAAGGAUUUGGAAAUGAUGUAUGCGCAGAAUAGCGUGGCUGAGCCAACCCCAUCAACAUCAACAGCGCCUCCAGUCGUCGCGGAAACAGAUAUGUCCGGUCCAAAUAUACCCCCUCCGUCAUAUGAAGAAGCAAUGUUAAUGGAGCGCUCACAAGUAGCAGACGAAGGGCAAGAACCGUCAAUACAAACUGAAUUUACUCCGCGAUACCCUGUUUACAGCUCAAUCCCUUUGGUAGUGGAACGUACCCCGCCGGAAAAUGAUACGACAAAAGAGAAAAUUGUUCCCUGUUGAUCUAAUGAUGUUUCGAAUACACAAAUUUACGAAAUUAUGUUUUGAUAUUUUCCUUUA